AUGAGUUAUGGAUUUGUUACUUGUGGGCCGAACGAGGCUCUUGUAGUGUCAGGCUGCUGCUACAGCAAGCCUCUAUUAGUACCUGGUGGCCGAGUAUUUGUGUGGCCAAUGGUCCAACAAGUGCAAAAGAUUAAAGCGCUAAAUUAUACUUUACAAGUGGAAAGUCCAACUGUAUAUACAUGUCAAGGUGUACCAAUUUCUGUAACAGGAAUUGCACAGGUCAAGAUACAAGGGCAAAAUGAGGAAAUGUUAUCUACAGCAUGUGAACAGUUUCUUGGAAAAACUGAAGAAGAAAUUCAUAAUAUUGCACUUGUAACAUUGGAAGGACAUCAAAGAGCUAUAAUGGGAAGCAUGACAGUAGAGGAGAUAUACAAGGACCGUAAAAAAUUCAGCAAAGAAGUUUUCGAAGUAGCAAGCAGUGAUCUAGUGAAUAUGGGCAUUACUGUUGUGUCCUAUACUUUAAAAGAUAUUCGAGAUGAAGAAGGGGCAAAGGGGUAUCUAAAAGCUCUUGGAAUGGCACGAACUGCUGAAGUGAAGCGUGACGCAAGAAUUGGAGAGGCAGAAGCUCGUAGAGAUGCUCAGAUUCGUGAAGCUAUUGCUGAGGAACAAAGAAUGGCUGCCCGUUUCCUUAACGAUACCGAUAUUGCUAAAGCACAGCGAGAUUUCGAACUAAAAAAAGCCGCUUAUGAUAUGGAAGUGCAAACUAAAAAAGCAGAAGCGGAAAUGGCAUUUGAAUUACAAGCUGCAAAAACUAAACAAAGAAUUAUGGAAGAACAAAUGCAAAUAAAAGUAGUUGAACGCGGACAAGAAAUCGCGGUACAAGAGCAAGAGAUGUUAAGACGUGAAAGAGAAUUAGAUGCAACUGUACGACGUCCAGCUGAUGCAGAAAAAUAUAGAUUAGAAAAGAUAGCUGAAGCUAAUAAAAUGCGUUUAGUAAUGGAAGCUGAGGCAGAAGCUGAAGCCAUCAAAAUUCGCGGUGAAGCAGAAGCCUUUGCUAUUGAAGCAAAGGCUAAAGCAGAAGCGGAACAAAUGGCAAAGAAAGCUUCGGCAUGGCAUGAAUACAAGAGUGCCGCUAUGAUAGAUAUGAUGCUUGACACUCUUCCUAAAGUUGCAGCUGAAGUUGCAGCACCUUUAUCUCAAGCAAAGAAAAUAACAAUGGUUUCGAGUGGAAAUGGAACUGUUGGAGCAGAGAAACUAACUGAAGAAGUUUUUAGUAUCGUAACACGUGUGCCAGAAUUGGUUAAAAAUUUAACAGGCGUGGAUAUUGCAAAGUCCGUUCAUGCUGCUUAAACAAAUGGUACAAGAGUUUUAAAUACUUCCUGACCACAUUCAUACUCGUACUAAGUAUUUAAC
Messenger RNA from Habropoda laboriosa, 1353 nucleotides. Its product is annotated as flotillin-1. Gene Ontology annotation, biological process: protein localization to plasma membrane; positive regulation of cell-cell adhesion mediated by cadherin; positive regulation of cell junction assembly. The coding region runs from base 1 to 1290 and encodes 429 amino acids. Gene Ontology annotation, cellular component: plasma membrane. Lineage: Eukaryota; Metazoa; Arthropoda; Insecta; Hymenoptera; Apidae. The transcript has 11 exons. The record is from RefSeq and is a predicted model, not a curated record.